AUGCCGGACGACGAAGAGCAGGUGAUUCUUCAAGCUCUAAAUGAGGGCAACUUCAACGCACAUUGGCGUGGACACACCAGGUAUGACUGCCAAUGCGGUUACCGGUUUAUCGUCGCAGAUUGCGGGCAAGCUGUGCAGGAAAGCACGUGCCCUCAAUGCCGACGUCGCAUAGGUGGCUAUGAGUACGCCCGGCAUGGUAACAGGCGAGUCGAUGCAAAACCAAUUGUCAACGCAGCAAGCCUGCAGUCCAAGUCAGGAUACUUUCUGCAUGGUGCCUCUCGUGAACGACGCCUCUCCGUUCGGAAGAUCUCGCCCCUGUCCUUUCGAGCACUGCACUUCUUGCUCCACUCGGCGUUCCUUGCCAAGCUCAUGGAGACUUCGGCUGGUGCUGUGCAGAAUAUCAUGAGCAUUCUGGAGCACAUCAGGGCCGACUGGGAUGUUCUGUCGCAAAUUCUUGGAGCCCCUCCCGCCGGGCUUCUGAUGGACAUUGCAGGCAAGCUGAUGUUUGCUUCUCGUUCCACAGCGCAGCCCGCGCUGACGGAAAGCGAGAGACCAGAAUGGGAACGGCGCUUUGCCGAGAUGAUCAUCGAGCCUUGCAUGGACUCCGUGCAGAGGGCCGAGUUUGAUGCGCAGCUGAGUUGGGACAAGGUGGCUGGCCACGCAGAGGAGACCCUGCCACUGCUGUUGCUCGACCGCCUUCCCCCGCCCAGCUCGCGCCCGGCAAGAGGGGCCGAGGAUGCACGAGGCACCAUGCCGGAAACGACCCAGGCACACCGACUGGCUCCACGUGGCUGCAGGUGCCUGGAACUGGGCGCAGGGAAUUUCAGCUUCGCGCUGAGCCUGGCUCGGGCGCGGGGGGCAGAAGGACUCACCGCCACGACCCUCGAGGCUAUGGACGUGGUCCAAGCGCGCUACAGCAGGUUGGACGACAGGAUCGUCACAGAGAUUGCAGAGUUGGAGGCUCUGGGAGUUCGGCUGAUGGCUGGUGUCGACGGCACGAUGCUGCAACGUUUUGUGGGCGUGGAGCAGUUCGACGUCGUCGUCUUCAACUUCCCGCAUGCCGGAACCUUCAAUGAUAGUGCGUCCAAGAUCACAUGCUCAGAUCACGGUGCCCUUCUCGAUGGACUGUUUGGAAGUGUGAGGUCUGCUUUGGCAGCCAACGGAUGCUUCUGCCUGGCACUAUUGAAGAGCCAAUUUGCCCGAUGGCAGGUCCAGCAGCGCGCCAGCAAUCAGGGCUACCGCUUGGUCAGCCAUGAGAUGUUUGAUCGCACCAGCUUCUCAGAGUACAGGCCUGUGUGGGGAGAUGACCGAGAUUUUACCAGAGCCAGCCAGCCUUGGCAGAUCUACUCUGGAGAGGAGCCAAGGAUCUACCGGUUCCAGCUGAAGCAGAGGUCAGCACCAACAAGCACCGCAAAUCCGACAGGUAUUGGCAAGUCGAAGCCAGUCGAGGCUGCACUUGAAGCAGUCAUUGGCACCGUGUGUGAUGAGGCCCCGCUUUUCUGCCAUCGCAUGCUGCGCCUUGUGGACAAGCCCUCGCUGCCGAAGAUGGAGAGGGAGUUCCAGUCGAAGCUGGCCUUACGCGAGCGGUACCCUUUGCUGAGCGCUUGGUUGCAAGCUCGCCAGGACCUUGAGCUCACACGCCACUUGGCGGUGGUGCUGGAUUGGGUCCGUUUCGUCCAGCACCACUUCGCCUUCAAGGUGGCCAGGGACGAGUCUCGCAUGACGGUCUAUCAGGCCCUGCAGAAGCUGGAGAAUCAGAGCAACGAGUUCGGCCAGAUGCCACCACAAGCGUCGCAAGUCACCGCCGCAGGCCGGGGUCGGCAGCUCUUCGACAGGUUCUGCGCAGCCUGGGCAGAGUGCCGGGGGUGCAGAAAGCUGCCGCCCGUGGGCCCAAUGUCGCACUCAAGUUCUCUCAGCCUGAGUUGCGUGGACGAGACGACGGAGGAGGGCUCCUACGUCCUUGCCUUGGUCGAGGACCUGGCCGGCCGGCAGAACGCCUUCGUCGAGGCCUGCCUGGAGAUUGCCAGCAGGAGGGAGGGUCCCAGCGCGCAGCGGGUGCGGAGCGUCACGGAGUAUUGGUUUCACCAGGGCCGCGUCUCUCUGCCCUCUGUGAAGAUGCAGGACCUCCAGCCCAUGCAUCUCGUCCACCUCGACCAUCGCAGCUCGCUUCCGGAGGAGGGCUGGUUCCAAGUUGCCGGCAGCGCCGGAGCGCUGGCCGCCUGGGAGACGUCCGGCCUCUCCUCCGCCGACAUCGAGCGGCCGGAUCUGCUGGUAGCCGGUUCCACCUGCAUCUUCGACUGGGAGCUCUUGGAGCAGCAGCUCGCGGAGAAGGUCUUGCAGAAGGCCGUCCAUCUGGAUACUGACACCUCCAUGGACCAGUUCCCCUUCUCUGGCGAAGCUUUCCUUCAUCGCUACACCUUCCUGGAGGAGGCCUGCUCCUUCGUGGCGCAGGAGCCGAGCCCUGAUGGGCCCCGGCAGUUCUUGCUCGACUCAGGUUCCUUACAGGCGGCGCUGGCGGCCGUCCGCCGGCUGAAGCCGCAGCCGGAGCUGCCGGUCUCCGACUUCUGCCUCCGCUGGUUCCACGAGUCCCAUCUCCAGCACUUGACCAGCCAAGAGCAGUGCAAGGGACUGCAGGUGAAGCAUCUUGUCCACUUGUUCGAGGUCGCGGAACUCCAUGCCUCCGAUGAGGCAUUGCAGCAGCACCUGCUUUCCAAGGCUUACUGUGCUGAGCUGCCGGCCUCACUUGCGCAUAUGAACCGCUGGGGCGGAGACGCCGCUGUCGUGGUGCUGGACACGCUGCGGCGUGUGGUGAUGCGCUUUCUCCUACAUGGCCGAGCCUGGCCCCCCGAAGACGACGUGAGCUACUUUCUCGAGUCCGCCAUGAGGAAGAUACCUGAACUUGACGUUCAGUCCGUGUCCGGCUUCUUCGAUGGCAUGAAGCUGAAGCAUGUCGGCGCAGCCCUCGAGCAUGCGCGCAAGGUCUCACCAGAGUCCGACCCCCUGCUGUAG
Symbiodinium natans is the source of this 3009-nucleotide messenger RNA. The record is from the annotation of a GenBank genome assembly. NCBI's taxonomy places the organism in Eukaryota, Dinophyceae, Suessiales, Symbiodiniaceae.